UCCUUUGUUAAUGUUAUGAUUAAUAAUCUCACUUCAUCUUUAUCCACUUCAUUCGUUCACUUGAUUAGUUUAUGAUGGAAAAUGGAGAGUUUAAUUUAGUCAUAGAAUGUCUUGUCUUGUCUUGGUUUUGCUUUAUGGAGAUAUGAGACUGAGUCUGACUUCUGACAACUCUGACUGACUACCCAAAUAACAAAUAGCCUUUACUCUUUUUUUUUUUUUUUUUUUUUAAUUUUAUUUUCCUUUCUUUCUUUCUUUCUUGUGAGUGUUGAUCGGUCUGGUGGUUUGGGUUUUGGUUUGGGUUUUGUUUUGAAGAAAAAAGAAGAAGAUGGCUUAUGGAAAUGCUGGAGAUGGAGGUGAUGUUACUUACAGAAAAAUAUUCGUGGGAGGACUUGCCUGGGAGACGCAGAGUCCCGCCCUCCGCCGUUAUUUCGAGCAGUUUGGCGACAUUCUUGAAGCCGUCGUCAUCUCCGACAAGAACACCGGCCGUUCCAAAGGCUACGGUUUUGUUACAUUUCGUGAUCCACUCUCUGCAGAGAGAGCUUGCUCCAACCCCAAUCCCUUGAUUGAUGGUCGCAAGGCAAACUGUAACCUAGCCUACUAUGGCCAAACUCGGCCUCCUCCACCUUCUCCCGGGGCUGGGCGUCUGAGACCUACAAUUCCUGGCAUUGAAGGGGUUCCCAACACACCUGCCAACUAUGGUGGAAGUGUUGCUCACUAUCAACCUUUUCCUUAUACUCAUCCACCUGGGUUUCUGUAUCCUCCUUACGGAUACAUGCCAUACGGCCCUGGUUAUGGGUAUCCUCAGGAUGUUUAUCAUCGUUAUCCAAGUCAACAGUACCUUCAAGGAUAUGGGGGUCCCUCUGCUACAGUCAACUCUCCAUACCCAUAUGGACAAUUUGGUCUUCCACCUCGUCUGCCCACUCAUAGUCAUCAAACCUUUCCUCCAUAUCCAAUGCCGGCUCAUAAUAUGGUGCCUUAUGGUGGCAUUCCUAGAAUGGCAUCACCUUAUUAUGCUCAGUCCAUUCCCAGCAGCUCAAGGACACAUCCUAUGUAGGAUGUACUACUCCUUAUCAUCUAAUUCUUUCUUAGCAGUGAAGCUUGAUUCGAACAAUCAUACGUCGAGGUUCAUCUGAAAGAGUAUUGCAAGAUGUCAAGAAGAUGCACAAAAACUUGGGAGUUGAAUAUUUGCUUGGGUUGAGUUGAACUUGAGGCCACCAUUGCAAGGAUUUGUAAAUAAUUAUUUUUAUUUCAAAUUAAAAACUCGUAGUCUUCA
Pistacia vera is the source of this 1273-nucleotide messenger RNA. Its product is annotated as RNA-binding protein 38-like. Lineage: Eukaryota; Viridiplantae; Streptophyta; Magnoliopsida; Sapindales; Anacardiaceae. The coding region runs from base 326 to 1054 and encodes 242 amino acids. The transcript has 7 exons. Gene Ontology annotation, molecular function: RNA binding. The record is from RefSeq and is a predicted model, not a curated record.